Molecule: messenger RNA, 8645 nt
Organism: Haliotis rufescens (red abalone)
Lineage: Eukaryota; Metazoa; Mollusca; Gastropoda; Lepetellida; Haliotidae
Product: SCO-spondin-like
Exons: 28
Coding region: 255-4664 (1469 amino acids)
Source: RefSeq, a predicted model, not a curated record
UUGAAAUAUUUCAAUUACAGUCUUUUCAAAGGGCGGCUUUUCCCCCAUUAAACCCUAAAAUAUUUGAUCUUUUGAGUGACGUCAUUACCCGACGCAACAAGCGCUGGUGAUUCCGAGGAUAUGGGUGGCUGCAGGCUGCAGUGGUGUAAAGUAACAUGACUUGCGGGUAAACAGGUUUUGACGAGCGUCCAUCGAUGUGUUGCUGUUGCCUAACAUUGUGACACCAGGGGCAUUUUCAUUUGACUUACAAGUUUAUGCAAGGUGGCAAGUUGGCAGUGAUGAGCCAGAGAACGAUUUUGGUAGUGACACUUGUCGCAUAUCUGGCAAUUGUCACAAACAGUCAGCUGACAGGAUGUGUGGGGGAUGUCGUUUUAGUCGUGGAUACAUCAGCAAGUGUUGGCGCUACAAACUUCAACAAUAUGAAGAACGGCGUUGAACUAUUCAUCAACGACAGCUUCGCAAACUAUCCAAAUGUUCGAGUUGGCUACGUCAUGUAUGGCACAUCGGUAACACAAUCAGUAGGUCUCAAUGGUCAAGCUAACCAGGCGAGUUUACUCAACCAACUACGCAGCGCCACAUACCCUUUUAAUGCUCAGGAGAACACACACCUUGGCAUCAACCAGGCCGCAAACAUCCUGAACACCCAAGCUCGAAGUGGAUCACCAAAGCUCAUGAUUGUCAUAACAGACAGUCUCUCUGACAAUCAGGCAGCCACCAUCACUGCUGCCGCCAAUGCAAGGGCCGCAGGCAUCACUAUAUAUGUUAUUGGAAUAGAAGCCUCUGUGACCGGCAGUGCCAGUUUGCUUGAUAAUUUCCGCCAGGAGCUCCAACAGAUUGCCUCAGUUCCAAGCAUUGUAACCCGGAUUUCUGACUACAGUCUUCUUACUAAUUCGCUGGGAAACUUGCCAAACGCCAUAUGCGCAGUUCAAAUCAUCAGCAACAUGGUAAGCCAGACAGUGUUCACAAGUCAAACCAUCAUCCUCUCAGUGUCCUUGAAUCAGAACGGCAUCACCGGUGGAGUCUGGGCGAAAAAUGGAGGGGCUCUUCCCAAUGACGGCCGCAUUUCUGUUUCCGUGGAUAACCAGUUUCAGCGUCUAACAAUUGUCAAUGCCCAACAGAGUGACGCAGCAACAUACUCCUUCGCCAUUGCUGGACAGUCGAGGUCUGCAACUGUCAGUGUUACAGCUGGAAUCAUCCAAUGGACCGUACGUCAGACCAGGACUAUUGGUAGUACUGUAACCCUUACGGUGAAUUUAUUAAACGGCAAUUGUAACCAAGGAACAUGGACACAGAAUUUCGUUACAUUUACCCUCGGAGUAGCGAGAAGCUACAGCACAAGCAAUAACUGCCGUACACACACCCUGACUAUCACCAACGUCCAACUAUCUGACCAGGGAACAUACCGAUUCACCUACAAUACACAACAGGUUUCGUCUGAGCUCACUGUUUCAACGAGUUCUGCACCGGUCAAUGGUGGAUUCAACGAGUGGACAGCAUGGAGCCAACCCCAAUGCAGUGUAACAUGCGGCACCGGAGCUACAAAAACUGUCUUCAGAUCUAGGACAUGUGACAACCCUGAACCAGUGAAUGGUGGUGCUAACUGCACCGGUCAGUUCACGGAGUUGGCGCUGACCAACUGUGGCUUGGUUGGAUGUCCAGUAAAUGGUGGCGUGACGGAGUGGACAACUUGGAACUCGGGAUCAGUGACGUGCCCUCAGACUUGUGGAACAACAGCACAGAAAAUUACAGAGAGGCGGCGUACCUGUACCAAUCCAACACCUGUGAAUGGAGGAACAUUUUGUGGCGAGACGCUGCUGGAAACACGAACUGAGUCUUGCGGAUUAACAAACGCCUGUCCAACUGUGGUCAAUGGCGGUGUGUCUCAGUGGGGCGUUUGGACCAACCCAACUUGUAGUGUGACAUGUGGCACCUCUGCCACCAAAGUGAUCCAGAGGUUCAGGACCUGCACCAACCCACCUCCUUCACCUGGAGGUGCUAACUGUGUCGACAACUUGGUGGAGAGUGCGGUGGUCAACUGUGCUUUGACUGGUUGUCCAGUUAACGGAGGACUUUCCCAGUGGAGCGAAUGGAACAGUGCCACAGCGCCUUGUCCGCUUACGUGUGGCUUUACCGCCACUAAAAUAGUCAACAGAUUACGUCAGUGUAACAACCCCAUCCCCGUCUUUGGUGGCCUGACUUGUCCGGAAAGCCUCAUUGAGAGCAAGACCGUCACCUGUGGACUCCCAAACUGCGCUACUGCAGUGAAUGGUGGAGUUGGACAAUGGGCAUCAUGGAACACAGCAUCGGUGGCCUGUCCAGUCACCUGCGGGGUCUCUGCAGUGAAGACGAUCACCAGAACAAGACAAUGCAAUAAUCCUCCUCCAAGCAAUGGUGGCAGACAAUGCCUGGAGAAUUUAUCUGAGUCCACUCAAGUAAACUGUGGCCUUAUCGGGUGCCCAGUCGAUGGCGGAGUCUCCCAGUGGGAGUCCUGGAAUACCAACACUGUGCAGUGCCCGGUUACAUGUGGUUUGACUGCGACUAAGACUAUUGAACGUAUUAGACGGUGUAACAACCCUCCUCCAUCUAAUGGUGGCGCAUCCUGCACACAGGGCCUUGUACAGACGUCCACGGUAUCCUGUAAUACGCCAGCAUGUGCAGUUGUUGUAAACGGCGGCGUGUCUCAGUGGGGAGCCUGGAGCGACACAGCCUGUGCUGUCACAUGCGGAGAAGCUACUAAAGUCAUCAGAAGAACAAGAACGUGUACUAAUCCACCACCAUCAAACGGAGGACAGUUUUGUGUGGAAAAUCUGUCUCAAUCAGCACAAGUUUCCUGCGGUUUAGUUGGAUGUCCAGUGAAUGGAGGGGUAGGCCAGUGGGGUCAGUGGAGCGCGGCGACCUGCACCGUUUCGUGUGGGUCUACGGCCACCUACCAGGCUUCAAGAACAAGGCCAUGCAACAACCCCAUCCCAGCAAAUGGAGGAAGCUUUUGUACCCAACCUAUUUCUGAAACCACAUUCCUGUCAUGUGGCCUUCCUGCUUGUCCAGUUGCUGUCGAUGGAGGGGUAUCGCAAUGGAGCCAGUUUUCUAACCCAAGCUGUUCUGUGACAUGUGGAUCUACUGCUUCCAAGUUUAUAACCAGAACCAGACUGUGUAAUAACCCACCACCCAGCAACGGGGGAAGAGAUUGCUUAACAAUAGGCCUCCCACUCACCCAAACUAAUGAAGUUAACUGUGGACUCGUUGACUGUCCAGUGGCUGGUGGUGUGUCUCAGUGGGGACAGUGGUCGAUCCCUGCCUGUACCGUCACCUGUGGUGUGUCAGCCGUCAGAGUAAUCACCAGAACCAGAGGCUGUACCAACCCACCACCGAGCAAUGGCGGAGCCUUCUGUACCGAGUCCUUAAGCAAUACAGCAUUGCGAAGUUGUGGCCUUGGAGCUUGUCCCGGGCCAGUGAAUGGAGGACUCUCUCAGUGGACACCGUGGAGUGUUGUGCCUUGUACCAGAUCAUGCGGAACAUUCAACACUCUGGCCACACGUGUACGGAAAUGUAACAGUCCCGCUCCAAGUAAUGGCGGAGCGGAUUGUGUAGGAGACACAUUCCAGACACAAACUAGGUCUUGUGGACUGCCAAUUUGCGCAGUGCCAGUGAAUGGAGGACUCUCUCAGUGGACACAGUGGAGUAUUGUGCCUUGUACCCGAACAUGCGGGUUAUUCAACACACUGGCCACACGGGUACGGCAAUGUAACAGUCCCGCUCCAAGUAAUGGCGGAGCGGAUUGUGUAGGAGACACAUUCCAGUCACAAACUAGGUCUUGUGGACUGCCAAUUUGCGCAGUUGAUGGUGGGUUUACCCAGUGGACUCAGUGGUCAGGUCUAACGUGUACAAGAACGUGUGGACUUUCCGAAAGUGGAACUGUAGUCAGAACCAGGUCCUGCACCAACCCAGCCCCUCAGAAUGGCGAAAACAACUGUACCGGAUCAACGUUUGAAGCCCAAAACAGGAAUUGUGGAUUUUCGCCGUGUCCAACGGAUAGCGGAUUAUCACUGUGGACACAAUGGAGCAUCCCAUCUUGCUCUGUCACCUGUGGAACGACAGCUUCCCGAGUUGUUACUCGAACCAGGAGCUGCACCAAUCCUGCCCCUAGUGAUGGGGGUAGAGACUGUACUGGUCUCGGAGCCACAUUUGACAGCGAAACGAGAAACUGCAAUCUCAGUCCCUGUCCAAUUGAUGGUGGAGUGACACAAUGGGCACAGUGGAGCGACCCCGGCUGUUCUGUUACUUGUGGAACCUCUGCAACUAAGACAUUGGCGAGAGCGAGAACUUGUUCAAAUCCUACUCCACAGUUCGGAGGAAGGGUCUGCACAGAGACCCUUAGUGAAAACACCGUACGAAAUUGUGGUCUUCAGUCCUGCGCAGGUGAGGACGGGUUGACACCAUGGACUGAGUGGGCGGGUGAACCGUGUGUGUUGACAGUCAGCAGAACAAGGACCUGUACCAGACCAACUCCCACCACAGGAGGUCAAGGUUGUUCUAGGGAUCUUGUCCAGACCACAACUCGCAGGUGCAGUCCAACUGACUGUAAAACAAUAUCACGACAGGGGACACCACAACGGGGCUUCCCACACAUAAGAAAUCAAGACCGGGCCUUCGGCGUGAUGAACUAGGCUACCUCACCGCCCCAAGUAUCUUCAAAUUCAAGUAACAUAUGGAUUUAUAGCUGGAAUCGACGCAUGGACAUGAAUCGUCAAGCCAGGACUAUUGGCGUGACUGCGACCCUCACGGUGAAUUUGUUAAAUGGAAAUUGUAACCAAGGAACCUGUACACUGUAUUUUAGAAGAAUAAGCUACUCCAAAACCAAAAACUGUCGUACGCACAUCCUUACUAUCACCAUGGAUCUCACCAGGGAACAUAGCGAUUCACCUUCAAUACACGAAAGGUUUCGUUUGUGCUUACUGUUACAACUAAGAGGUAUCAGCUAUUUAACGUUAUGUUAUUGACUAUUAACACCUACGCAUUACAUUCAUACAAGUACAUACCACUGUAACAUUAACAAUGAAAGAAAAGAAUAGGAACCAUUUGGAGCGACAGCGACACAUGCAUAUUAAAGUUAGGAUAAGACAUUAUCGUAAUUAUUCUUUCUGACAUUCAUCACAGUAUCCAAGUGUUAUUUGUGUGUAUAUUUUACGCCACUUCUAGCAAUAUAACAGUACAAGUCACGGCGAGGUGAUCAAGCAAAGACUGCAUGCAUCAUUCCAAUUUAAGGAAUCAGGCCGGUUUCAAGUUAUCUCAAGGAUAACGGGCCAGAAUUUUUACUAUUUAGCUGAUCUCCCAGCACUCAAAAUUUUUGUUUUUUUCUAAGACGACGACAUGUUCUUUCUAGCGAGGUCUGCACCGGUCAAUGGUUGAUUCAGCGAGUUGACAGCAUGGAGGGUAACAUGUGGCACCAGAGCCACAAAAACUGUCACCACAUCUGAGACAUGUGACAGUCCUGGGCGCUGAAUGGUGGUGUUAACUGCAAUGGACAGUUCACAGUGAAGUCUUUGAAAGACAUUUAGACGUGGAACAUAUAAGGAAGAGAAUUUUAUGGAUGUCAACUUCUUUAUUAUGAGGAACACAACGUUUCGGAGUAUAUGCUUACUCCUACAUCAGUAAAUAGUGGCGUGAAGUAGUGGACAACUUGGAACUCGGGAUUCGUGACUUGCCCUAAGACUUGUGGAACAACAGUACAGAAAAUUACAGAGAGGCGCCGUCAUUGUACCACUCCAACAUCUGUGAAUGGAGGAAUAUUUUCUAGCGAGACGCUGCUAGAAACACGAACCAAGUCUUGUAUAUAGACAAACGAAUGACCACUGAAUGGUGGAGUUGAUUCAUGGCCAACGUGGAACACAGCGUCGGUUACCUGCCUUGUCACAUGUGGUGGUCACUGCAACAAAGACGAUCACCAGAACAACACAAUGUGAUCGUCCUUCAUAAAGCAAUGUUGGCAGACAAUGUAUGGAGACAACUGAAGUAAACUGUGGUCUUAUCGGUGUGCCAAUUACUGUCAAUGGAGGUGUGUCGCAAUGGAGCCAGUUGUCUAACCCAAGCUGUUUUGACACCUUUGGAUCUACUGCUACCAAGUUUAUAACCAGAACCAGACUGUGUAAUAACCCACCACCCAGCAAUGGGGGCAGAGACAGCUCAACAAUAGGCCUCCCACUCGCCAAAACUAAUGAAGUUAACUGUGGACUUGUUGACUGUCCAGUGGCUGGUGGUGUGUCUCAGUUUUGACAGUGGUCGAUCCCUGUCUGUACCGUUACCUGGUUUGUGUCAGCAGUCGAAACGAUCUCCAGAUCCUGUACCAACCCAUCACCGAGCAAAGGCGGACACUUCUCUACCGAAUACCGUACAUCGUGGAUAAGUUACAGCAAGCUGUAUACAGAUUAUGGAUUUCCUUUCUGGAAUGUGAAUUGAAAAAAGUGCUGAAAAUACGAUAUCGCAUUGGUUCCACAUCCCUGACUGUUAUCUAUAAGAAAGAUACACAUAUAUAUAAUAGCAAUGAUGGCAUAGGGUGCAACAGGUCAGCAUUUGAUAAUCAAAAGGUAUUCACGGCAAACUUGAAGAGAAACUUUAUUUCAAGAUGGCGGCAACCAAUGGAGAUAUCUAAAAUCGAUUAGAAACUUUUAAUGAAGGAAGUAUUGAGACAAUGUGUGCGUUUCUGUAAGUUAGUGCAGCUGCCAGAUUCAGAGGAUCUGCUGUCGAAGGUGUCUACCCUACAAAAACGUCAAAUGUUGUUGAAACGUUUUGGGCGAGAUACGCGCACCUUUUCACGAACACACGGAAUCAUCAAUAUCUGAUAGUGAUUCAUAAACACAUGCUCAAUGUAUAGUCGGAAUCGUACAAUAGACUCAUGACUCCAUGAAUAUGGAAAGGGUUUUGCCGCUUUUAUUCCUAAAGCGAGUCCAAAUCUUUCAGCCGCUUCGACGCUGUCUUUUCUAUAAGAUCACCUGAGUAUAAAAAGCAUGUAUUAAAGUGAGAUUUGUUUUAUAUCUUAUAGCAGGUGUUGUUAAUAUAUAAUAUGUCCUAUUAUUAUAUUUUAUAUCAUUAGACAAGAAGAAGGCACCCCCUUGAUCACCAAUUGUAAUCCCUUUCUUGCGGAUAUGUUUCUUUAUUCAUAUCAAUAGGAAUUUCUACUCGGAAUUGCAAAGUCAAAACAAAGUAAUUUGACCAAGAAGUUGAUCUUAAUCUCAUAUAUAUGGAUGAUCUGAUAUCGUUCAAGACCAUCAAAAUAGUUCAUUUCCUUCCAUUUACAGUCCGUUUGAUUCCAUCUGAGACCGAUGAAUUGCUCACUAACUCAAAAUCUAAUAAUUGCAACAAAACCAAAAUGUGCACAGCGACAUGAAUUGGACAGACCGACUCUGAUGGUUUGUCUCAUAAUUUUGGACACCCGAAUAAAAAAAUUGUUUAACAAACGAUCAUCAUCUUGUUGACAUUUUUCGCCAUCCGUUACGAGGGAGGACCAGUCGCUCAUAGAACAGCAAGGUAAUGAACAAGCAUGUGCACCGUAUAUGGGGGUCAUCUCAAAAGCCGUUUUGGGUGUUCAAUCGGAGUCACUGUUGCAGGUUUCUGAAGCCGUGACAGUGCAUUCGGAAUCGGUGUCGCUGUUGUCCGAACCGCUAUCGCCGCUGUCCGAGUCUACCCUGAUGAUCACCGGCUUGAUUAGGGUAUGGCCCAAUCCACUAAGAUCUCAAUAAUGUCUCUCUAUUUCAUUCUCAACUUUCUCAACACACUUUCGCCACGUUUCCUGCGUGAUGGUGUCUAUUGAUUGUUGAACCAGUUUCUGUACAUCCCGCAGUUUGAAUGUUGUAUUUUGCCUGGCAACAUCCGAUUUAAUGAUACCCCAAAUUAGUUCUAUUGGGUUUAUAUCGCAAUGAUAGGGCGGCAAUCGCAAAACUGAAUGGCAAUGUUCUUUAAGAUACUCGUAAACAUUAAAGACAAGUGUGGUUUUAUUAGACUUAAAAGUAUCAUUCAUAACAGGUUUCGUUGCUUUUUGUGGAUAUUUUAUUGCUUUGUGUGUCAACCAUUCUAUCAUAUCGCCCUUCCUACUGUUAAACGUUGGGGCUUUUGUGUUAGGUACCUGAACGCCAUGAUAUGGAGCAUUGUCCAUGACAACCAGACUCUUGGGGGGCAAUACCGGUACCAGUUGAGUUUUAACCCAUUCUAGGAUUUCCGCUCCGUUCAUUUCGGUAUGAUAGUCUCGGUUGUCCUUGGAUGUUGUCUUGAAGACUAGCCUGGUAGGAAUCCGGGAUGGCUAAAAAUGUCAACAAGAUGAUGAUCGUUUGUUAAACCCUUUUUUUAUUCGGGUGUCCAAAAUUAUGAGACAAACCAUCAGAGUUGGUCUGUCCAAUUCAUGUCGCUGUGCACAUUUUGGUUUUGUUGCAAUAAUUAGAUUUUGAGUUAGUGAGCAAUUCAUCGGUCUCAGAUGGAAUAAAACGGACUGUACUUACCCACCUGAAUAAGAAAUAAAUGAGACCAGUGAGACUGCCUAGCCGGAUCUGUUUCAUAUUUGCAAACACAAUAGAGUGUUAAUAUUUUAUUAAAAAAUGAUUUAAAAAAUAAUUAUUUUUUUAAUUUACGUACUGCUGAGGUCUUAUUUCACACCUGAA